AUGACUGGCAUUGAAUGGACUAACCCUGAAUUACAAGGCUCAAAGCUGGCCAAGGUCACUCUUCCAUUUGGAUUUGGACCACUUCCUUCCAAAAAUAAACGGAUAUUCUAUUUUGAUAUUGACAAUUGUCUCUAUGAACGAUCCACAAAGAUCCACGAUAUGAUGCAAGUCAAAAUCCAUGACUAUUUCAAAAAUGAGCUUCUGUUGGAUGAUGACGAAGCCCACAAGCUCCACAUGACGUACUAUAAGACGUAUGGUUUGGCCAUUGAAGGUUUGGUAAGAAACCAUCAAGUGGAUGCUCUAGAAUAUAAUGCCAAGGUUGAUGACUCGCUUGACUUGAAAUCAGUCUUGAAACCUAAUCAGGAAUUACGCCAAGUAUUGAUUGAUAUUCGAAAUUCCGGGAAAUUUGAUUAUUUUUGGCUUAUCACCAACGCUUAUAAAAACCAUGCCUUGAGAGUAGUUUCAUUCUUGGGGUUGGGUGAUCUUUUCGAUGGCUUAACCUACUGUGAUUACUCCAGUUUCCCAAUUAUUUGUAAGCCAAUGCCUAAAUUUUUCUACAAUUGUCUUACAACCACUGGAAUUGAUUAUUCCGAUAAGGAAGUUAUGUCACAUCAAUAUUUCAUUGAUGAUAGUGAAUUGAAUGUUAAGGCUGCGUAUGAUUUAGGAUUUGGACAUGUAUAUCAUUACGUUGAAAUUGACUCAGAAUUUGAAGCUUUACGGAAGAAAGAUGAUUAUGGGAAAUAUUAUGGUGCUGAUAAAAUCUCUAUUGUUAGACACAUUACAGAAAUUGGUCAAGAUUUCAAAUAG
Molecule: messenger RNA, 807 nt
Organism: [Candida] anglica
Lineage: Eukaryota; Fungi; Ascomycota; Pichiomycetes; Serinales; Debaryomycetaceae
Source: the annotation of a GenBank genome assembly